Molecule: messenger RNA, 2596 nt
Organism: Brienomyrus brachyistius
Lineage: Eukaryota; Metazoa; Chordata; Actinopteri; Osteoglossiformes; Mormyridae
Gene: her8a
Product: hairy-related 8a
Exons: 4
Coding region: 464-1015 (183 amino acids)
Biological process (GO): regulation of neurogenesis; anterior/posterior pattern specification; regulation of transcription by RNA polymerase II
Cellular component (GO): nucleus
Molecular function (GO): RNA polymerase II cis-regulatory region sequence-specific DNA binding; DNA-binding transcription factor activity, RNA polymerase II-specific; protein dimerization activity
Source: RefSeq, a predicted model, not a curated record
AAUGGUAUUUGAAAGUAAAUCAGUGAGCAAACUCCACUGUACGCCUAAAGUAAUUUAAAAAGAACCAAACUGCUUACGAUGGUAUUUUUCGGUCCUGGUUUUCGCAACUCGCCGAACACGACUGGCUUUGGUGCGGCUAUGAAUUACACAGGCAUGAGUGAGCUGUUCGAUUGAUUGGUCGAAUUAAUUAAUACUGCUGGCCAUUUCCAUUAUAGCACAGGAAAUGUUUCAGGAAGUUGGUAUACUCAGUACGAAACUGCCAGUUUAACAAAUAUACCCGCUGAACUGAAAGUUGCGGAUCUUGAUCUUUUUUCCCACCUCCUACGUCGGCCUACGUGUUUUAAGGCUACAAACUGUAACGCCGAUUUGAAGCUGUACCUUCGAUUCACAGCUACGGAAGCCCUUAAUCGAAAAAAGGCGACGGGAGCGCAUCAACUGCAGCUUGGAGCAACUGAAGGGCAUCAUGGUCGAUGCUUAUAACCUCGAUCAAUCCAAGCUGGAGAAGGCAGAUGUUUUGGAGAUCACAGUGCAGCACAUGGAAGCCCUACAGAGAACUCAUGGCACCGGUGGAUCGAUGAGCAGUCUAGGGUUCGAGUCCCGCCAGCGAUACAGCAGUGGCUAUAUCCAGUGCAUGCACGAGGUGCAUAACCUGCUUUUGAGCUGCCCGGGCAUGGACCAAACGCUGGGUGCUCGCCUGCUCAAUCAUCUGCUGCAGUCCCUACCCCAGAUCAGCGCUGAGGGUGCGGGCGGCUCCACCCCCCUCCCUGCCUCCCCCAGUCAGCCCGCUCACUCUCUGACAGCGGUCCCCCUACGCACCUCUCCCUCCUCCCCUGUCUCUCCAGUCAGCAGCCCUCAGCUCUCCCAGUACCAGGAAGUGUCUGAAUCUGCUUCGGCUGCCGAUGGCCAGCCCUCCCCGCCCGACUCUCCUUCCACUGCCGUCCACCCCGCCCUGCUGCAUGCCGGCCUGCCUGCUUUCUUCCCAGGCACCGACCCCUCCAUGUGGAGACCGUGGUGAUCACCCACUGUGAUCCCAAGCCGUGUGUUCCUCCUUUUCCAGUACAAAUAUUGGAUUUAGUAACUUGCUGGGCAAGAGAUGGGAGCGGAUUUAUGCUGUUGGGCUUCUCAGUUCCUUAUUUUAGAAGUUUAAGUGUAUCAGCCAGAUAUAGAAGAUUUAUUGUUCCAGCCCAGAUGGUUGUAGGUUCUGUGCUCCUGGUGCAUUGUGGUCUUAGUCUACUGCCUCACAAACAAAGCAACAUUAAGAGGUGAGAAAUCUGAGCCGAUUUCCUUAGGCAAGAUCAUUUUUUAAAGCCACAAUAUGCAUUUAAAUAAGGUUUUCAAAAAAUGUAAAAUAUGUCGCUGGCUGUGCUGUGCUGUUUGACUUUGCUUCUAAUGAAGUACAUUUUCUAUGGAUUCUGCAAAUAUACAUGCAUUUUGGAGAGUGAUUAGAUAGAGAUGGGUUUGGGGAAUCUGUUGGGUUUGAGUAACAGUAAUGAAUUCAGUUUUAUGCAGAAUAAAUCAGGUUACAAUAGUUAGUUGACUUUUCCCCCAAAAUACAUGUAAAUUCCUAACAUGGCUUAACCAUAUUUUUGAAUGAUUCUAGUCUAUUGUGAGAAACAGUAAAAUCUAUCUUGUUGAAGACAUAGACUUUAACAAACAUUAGUAAAUAAUAAAAUCUUUUUUAUCACAUUGACAUCCUUCCGACAAAAAAAGCCAGUUGGAUUCUUCUUACUUAACUGAACAAAUAACAGUGGAAUGUAAUGAUAAUUUUUUCUAUUAGGAAAUUGCAGCUUGUGCUCUCUGCACCGCCAUGUGCAAACAUACCUGUGACUGAGGACUGUGAGAGAAAACCACUAUUAAUACUAGCAGCCAGCCAUGUGUGAUGACAUCGCAGGCUAUUGUGUGUUCCCUCCUGUGUGGAUUAUGUGGUGUGCUAUCCAUGAAAGAAAAUUCAUUCAGCAAUUGAUUUUGCAUGCAUUUGUUUCCUGUGUUAUGCAGGGAUCGCAGCUGGGGGGGAGUGGGGGAGGUGUGUGUCCUGGGGUAUACUGCAGUGUCACAAUGACCCUGCUUUGGUUACAGAAGUGGUUAUGUGAGCAGAAACAGGGAGAUGAGCUUGCAGGUAUGUGAUUCAUUCAUUAUGGCCUGAAGCACUAUGUAAGGUUGACCUACCCAGAAACCUGAGAUAUGGGCUUAUGGAUAGACAUGCAUUCAUGCUUAUUUGGCAGAUGUUUUGGUGUAAAGCUGGGGUCUCCAACUCCAGUCCUGGGGGGGCAAAACCCUGUGUAGUUUAGUUCUUUCCCCGUUGCUCCACAAAUGAUUCCGCUGAUGAUGCACAAGGAGGUGCAAGGAGUUGAAUCAGGUGUGUUAAAUUAGAGGAAACCCAAAAAUGUGCAGGGCUCCGUCCCCCAAGGACUGGAGUCUGACACCCCUGGCUCGCUGGACAGUAAAAACCACUAUCUGGGGUGUUGAAAUACCAACGCAGUGUAGUACAUAACUUAUCUAUGUUCAGUGAAUUAUCUAUAAGUGCAGUGAAUUCAGUUUUCUGGAAACCAUCUCUACAAGAUCUACAUUGAUAAACGUUGAUUUUUGUUAUUCAGUA